Molecule: messenger RNA, 1423 nt
Organism: Durusdinium trenchii
Lineage: Eukaryota; Dinophyceae; Suessiales; Symbiodiniaceae
Source: the annotation of a GenBank genome assembly
UCACGUUUUUCCUCCACGCAUCCUCCGCUUCCUCCGCUUCCAUGCCGCAUCCGUGCGUGCGCUUUGCGCGUCCGAAAGCGGCAUGGAGGGCAAAUCCGGCAAGGCUCGAGUCUUUGACGAGAUGGACUCCCAGCUUAAGGCUUUGGCCCAGGAGAACGAUUUCAUGGGACCUUUGAAGGAUGAAGCCUCAGAGGUCGGGCUACGGCGCGGGCUACGAGAAGGAGAUUCCAAAAAAGGCCUUCCAAGACGUGGACAGAGCAAAGGAUACCCAGGGGACGUUACAAUACAGCGACAGUCGCAGCUAGCUCCAAGUAUGCCCCAAGGUGCAUUGAAGAAACAUUUGGAAGGUUUGGCACAAAGCCUGGAGCGGAUGCAAUGGACUGAGCAACUGCAACAACUGCAGAGCCUUACGAAGUUGAGCUCCAAGAAGGCGGCCGUUGAUGGCAAUACUCCCUUCUGCGCCACUGAGACUGGUUCCGAGGCAACUCGCUUAUGGCGCCCCGAGCGAGUGCCGCAGAAGCUUCUUGCUGUUCUCCAGGAACCCAUUGACGAUGCUCGUGUGGCACUGGAACUUCAAAUGCAGUUGCAGAGCAGUGGUGAUGGUCAAUGUGUAGGAGAUGGGGUCGCUUUGGGGGUGACAAAGCCCGAGAAGGGUUCAUGCACCUCUCCUGUGCACCCUGUGACAGGACUUGGAAGCCAAGAUCGUGUGAAUGCUUCAGAAAAUCUCACAUCGCAGCUGACAGAUGACCUUUCAGCAUCGGACGAAGCCAUUGCAUUGAUUCUCUCCCUCGACGAGCCAGACCCUGCUUUUGACGAACCUAGAAACUACCGUGCUGAAGCUCGGAGCAGAGCAGAAGUUCGUCGCCAAAGGCAGGAGGACAUUGAGGACUUGAGGUUGCGGACUGCUGAACAGACGUCCAGCGGCGAAUCCGAUGAUGAGUUUUACCAAAGGCUUUGGGGCUUGCCACCCGAUACAGAAGACCUCCCAAGGUUGAAAGAUCCCGCCCACACCACCCUGGGGACGAUCAUCCUCGGGGUGGCAAGGCGGCGACGAAGCACUUUGAACCGGCGCAUGAGAGAAAGUCCUGGUCUCAGGACGCUGCGCUCUGCCUCGCUGCCGCGGCCGGCCCCGCCCACCGCGCCGCCCGCGCGGCGGCGCCCGCGGCCGCACCUCUCUCGGCCACCAGCGCCGGAGCCGGAAGCGCCGCAGGUGAGUGACGGUGCAACCGCCUUGAUCAGCUUUAGCCCUCAACAAGGUGAAACUUCCACAGAGGUGCAAUGCACCAUUUGCUGUGAGGAUUUUGUCGAGGGAGAGCGCCUACGGCUGCUGCCAUGCUUGCACAGGUAUCAUGUGCAGUGCAUCGAUCGAUGGCUAAGCCACAGUCAGACAUGCCCCGUGUGCAAGCACAGCGUUAGCUCAUGA